Messenger RNA from Blastocystis hominis, 507 nucleotides. RefSeq lists its product as hypothetical. The record is from RefSeq and is a predicted model, not a curated record. The coding region runs from base 1 to 507 and encodes 168 amino acids. The transcript is spliced from 3 exons. Lineage: Eukaryota; Bigyra; Opalinata; Blastocystidae.
AUGCCUAUUAACCUCACUGGAACAUGGAAGCUGGAUGCGAAUCGUUCUGAAUCUCUCCUUCCAUACUUGAGUGCUCUGGGUGUCCCUGACCUUGCUGCACAAGCCGCGAGUAAAUUGGUGGAUAUUCUGGGAAUCACGCAAACCGAUGAGUGUUUCACGAUUUGCCGCAUGUCUCGGUUUGGAAAAGAUACAAAGUCAAUUCGAUUUGGGGAUGAAUACACUGUAAAGUCCGUAAUGGGCGGAACUCAUCGCAUCAAAGUGUCAAAGCAAGAUAACGCGCUUAUCAUGAUAACUCAGAUUUCGAACAACAUCGGCGUGUUGCGAGAUACCCGCGUGCUCGAGGAGAAUGGACGUGUCAUGCACGUCAACCUCGUCCUCCAGAUGACUUCAGGGCAGCGUGUUGUCGUCAAUCGCUAUUUCGUAAAGUCUAAUCUUUCCUGUGAAGAACUAUUGGAGCAAACAGAUUCUACCACCGUGAAAAGGUACUUCCAAAUGGGUAUGAUUUAA